GCCCGAUGGUGCGGGAGGUCAUCACUGUGCAGGUCGGGCAGUGCGGCAACCAGGUCGGCUCCCGCUUCUGGGACCUCGCGCUGCGCGAGCACGCCGCGUGGUCGAGCGGCAUCGCGGCGUACGACGAGCCGAUGUCCACCUUCUUCAGGCACGUCGACGCGAGGAGCGGAGCACCCCUUGCGCUCGGCGACGGCACUGUGCCGAUCUCGAGCCUGCGCGCGCGCGCCGUCAUGGUCGACACCGAGGAGGGCGUCGUCUCGCAGGUCCUCCGCUCGCCACUCGCAGAGCUCUUUGACCGCUCGCAGGUCCUCGCCGACGUCUCUGGAGCGGGCAACAACUGGGCGCACGGGCACGAGCAUUACGGUCCGCUGCACCGCGACGGGCUGCUCGAGCGCGUCCGCCGCGCCGCGUCGCACUGCGACUCCCUCCAGGCCUUCUCCCUGCUCCACUCCAUGGGCGGAGGCACAGGCUCGGGGCUGGGCUCGUACGUGCUGGAGGCGCUCGCCGACGAGUACCCGAGGACCAUCCGCUUCGCGACCGCGGUCUUCCCCUCGGAGAGCGACGACGUCGUCACGUCGCCGUACAACACUGUGCUCGCCGCCGCCGAGCUGGCCGAGCACGCCACGGUGGCGAUGCCGCUGCAGAACGCUGCCCUCGCAGCCAUGGUGGACCAUGCGGAAGGCGGCGCCACGCCGCAUGCGGCUUCCGGCGGCGACGGGCGCGGCGGCGGCAGCGGCGGCAGAGGAGGCGGCGGCGGCGGCGGCGGCGGCGGAGGCGGCGGCGGAGGGUCGCGGCGAGAGUCGCUGGCGAGCAACGGGCCUGCGUCGCGCGCGCGCGCCUUUGACGGCAUGAACAACCUCGUGGCGCACAUGCUGACCUCGCUCACCGCCUCGGUCUCUGCGCCGCGCCGCCCUGGCCUGCUGGCCCGCUUCGACAAGCUCUACUCGCGCCGCGCCCACCUGCACCACUUCACCCAGUACAUGGACGCCGCCCGGAUCGACGAGGCGCGCGACGCCCUCGCCGCGCUCGCCGCCGAGUACGGCGAGCUCCACGGCCAGCCGCCGCCGCCCGAGGCGGAGGCGCUCAUGGAGCAGCUCGUGCCGCCGCCGGCCGGCUGGGGGUGGGAGGCGGGCGCGAGGAGGAGGUCACUCGGCGGGUUGAGGUGACACCCGGGUGCCCGCAUGACAUUUUGUGCGUGUGCGAAUACGGAAUAGCAUCGGCAGUAUAUUCU
This is a messenger RNA of Emiliania huxleyi CCMP1516, 1231 nucleotides long. RefSeq lists its product as hypothetical. The record is from RefSeq and is a predicted model, not a curated record. The transcript is spliced from 4 exons. Gene Ontology annotation, molecular function: GTP binding; structural constituent of cytoskeleton. Gene Ontology annotation, biological process: mitotic cell cycle; microtubule cytoskeleton organization. The coding region runs from base 6 to 1166 and encodes 386 amino acids. Gene Ontology annotation, cellular component: microtubule; cytoplasm. Lineage: Eukaryota; Haptophyta; Isochrysidales; Noelaerhabdaceae.